GCGGCGUGGUGAUUGCUCCGAUUUGUCAAGACUCUAGAUCUAGAUGAUCUAAUAUAGAUCUAUAUUUAUAUCCACUGUACUGUUCUACAAUAGUCAUUUAAAAGGAACCAGAAAUGGAUGAACAGGCUGCAAGGUCAAGUGGGCAAGUUAAGAGACCCCAUGCUGAAACUGGUACCAAGCAGUCCAGUGCCAAAUGUCCUCGAAUCGAGUGUCAGGCCCCAGGAUGUCAGCUAGUCAACAAAGAGCUCAACAUUUUGAAAAAAAUGACAGCUGAAAGCUAUUUAAGUCAAGUUAACAGACUAACAAAUCUUGAAAAUGAAAUUCAAGUUGUACAAGAUGAAAAAAAUAAAAUGAAAAAGGAGUUAGACCAGCUAAUUGCUAAUAAAAAAAGGAAAAGAAACAAGUUGGAAAGAGCUAUUUUAGAAUAUGUCUGUCCAAAAUGCAAACGUCACUAUGAGCCACCAGUAAGGGCACCCAUGCUGUUGAUAUGUGGACAUCAACUUUGUCUCGCCUGUAUUCCAUUGCAGUACCAUAUUGCCCUUGGCAUCCUGUGUCCAGUUUGUUUACAUUAUGUUCCUGAAAAUACGGAAAAAUAUAAUUUACCAUUGAUACAAUAUCUAAGGAUGUUGUAUGGAGCUUUAGAAAUGGAUUAAUAAUUCUUAAUCUAUGAAGAUCAUGGUAAAUUUUUUAAAUGGCUAUACUGAGAGAGUCUACUUAGUUGUAAAAAAAAACAUAGACUAUAUUCUAAGAUUUUGAGUAAGUUUUUGUUAUUUUCAAAUUUGAUUCUUCUGUGUUACGAGUUUUUUUUUAUGAUAUUUGAACCCAUUUGUAUAUUAUUGCUACCACAGUCUAAUCUCAAAUUUUAUCAUUAGUAAAUAUAAAAUGAAAUAGUGUACUACCAGGUGGGCGUGGUGAUAGAUGCAAUUAGGCAGAUCCCUUACCACUACAGCCCUACAUAACCAACACCCUGUAUGGCAGUGCUGAAGAGAACAGCACACUUUUUUUUCCUUGGCACAGUGUGCAAAAGAGCUCACAGCUCAGCAGUGAAAAGCUGGCUAGAAGAAGACGAUUCCUUCAAAAGGAUAGACCAAGUUUUCCUUUCGUUUUUUAGUGAAGAAUUUUUUUUUAUUUUUUUUUUACAAAGCAGUCGCUAAUAUAUGUAUUAUAUGCUAUAAAUUAAAUUCUUGUAUGGAGUUGCCCCACCCUUAUUCUUUAAUGCCAAAUGCAAUCAUUAGCCAUAAUUAUUAAAGGAGAGAGGAUUCUUGCAUAAUUAAUUGUUUUCAUUCUACAUGACAUUUUAAAACAGAAGAGUCAAAUAUGGCAAUAGUCUAUGUCAUAAGGCAUGAAUUUUUCUUACUUAUUUAAAGAAAGACUGUUUUGGAAAAUUUAAAAUUCAUAAAAAAUUUUAUAGUAACCAUUAAGUUCUGAACCCAAAUAGUUUGUCCUAGCCACCUUUUCUCAAUCUGAGAUUUUUCUAUUGUAUAAAUAAUAGUAUCUCUGUGUGACUGGUGAUGAUCUUUGUGAACAGGUGUGUAAUAAUUUUUAAUAAUUCAGUUUAAUAGGACAGUU
Biomphalaria glabrata is the source of this 1569-nucleotide messenger RNA. RefSeq lists its product as uncharacterized. Lineage: Eukaryota; Metazoa; Mollusca; Gastropoda; Planorbidae. Bases 114 to 653 code for a protein of 179 amino acids. The record is from RefSeq and is a predicted model, not a curated record. The transcript is spliced from 6 exons.